Molecule: messenger RNA, 1347 nt
Organism: Cinara cedri
Lineage: Eukaryota; Metazoa; Arthropoda; Insecta; Hemiptera; Aphididae
Source: the annotation of a GenBank genome assembly
AUGCAAAAGUACGAAAAAUUAGACAAAAUUGGAGAAGGUAAGGGUGAUCUAUAUAUCAGUAUGCAAAUAAAUUCUGUAACAAAAUCAUUUUCAACAGGAACUUACGGCACGGUGUUUAAAGCUAAAAAUCGAGAAACUCUCGAGAUUGUUGCUUUGAAACGUGUAAGACUUGAUGAUGAUGAUGAGGUAUAAUACUUUUUGGUGAAGUUUUGUUCGUUUUUAAACUGAAUAUAUUUCCAGGGUGUUCCUUCGUCAGCUUUACGUGAAAUCUGUUUGUUAAAAGAAUUGAAACACAGGAACAUUGUACGUUUGUAUGAUGUACUUCAUAGUGAUAAAAAAUUGGUGCUUGUAUUUGAACAUUGUGAUCAAGACUUGAAAAAAUAUUUUGACAGUUUGAAUGGAGAUAUUGACCCAAACGUUGUGAAAUCAUUCAUGUACCUAUUACUAUAGUAUUAUAUUACUAGUUAUUCAGGAUGCUAAUAUAAAUAUUUAAAUAUAUAAUUAUUUUAGGUACCAGUUAUUACGAGGAUUAGCAUUUUGCCACAGUCACAAUGUCUUGCAUCGGGACCUUAAACCACAGAAUCUUCUCAUAAAUAAGGUUAUCAAAUUUUUAUUUUGUAUACAGUAUUUCAAAAUAAUUAUUAAUAGAAUUAUAUAUAUAUAUAAUAUUGUACUAAACCAAAUCAUAUAUUUAGAACGGAGAAUUAAAACUAGCCGAUUUUGGUCUGGCUAGGGCAUUUGGAAUACCAGUUAAAUGCUAUUCAGCAGAAGUAGUCACAUUGUGGUAUAGACCUCCUGAUGUUUUAUUUGGUGCUAAACUUUACACUACAUCUAUUGACAUGUGGUCUGCUGGAUGUAUAUUUGCUGGUAUGUUUCAUAUGUUACUGGUUUUAAAAUUAUAAUUACCUAAUUAAUAUAAUUAUAUAAUAAUAAUAUAAUAAAUUAAUGGAUUGUAAUUAGAAUUAGCCAAUGCUGGAAGACCACUAUUUCCUGGUUCAGAUGUGGACGAUCAAUUAAAACGAAUUUUUAAACUUUUGGGAACACCCACCGACGAGACAUGGCCAAAUAUGACAACUCUGCCAGACUAUAAACCAAUGCCAAUGUACCAACCCAACAUGACAUUAGUACAGGUUGGUUUAUUUUUCUAAAAUAAUAAGAAUAAUCGAACCUACACUAGUAGUUUUAUAACUUUAACAAUAUAUAUAAUUUUAGGUAGUACCUAAAUCAACAACAAAAAUGCGAGAUUUAUUACAAAGAUUACUGGUAUGCAAUCCAUCACAUAGAAUAUCAGCAGAACAAGCGAUGAGCCAUAUUUACUUUACAGAUAUAAAUUUGUUACCUAAAUAA